AAAAACAAUAGCCGCAUGAGCUGCGCGCGCAUCCAACAUCGACCCGUUAUCAGUUAUCGUCAGUCGUGGUCCGAUCGUCACGCAGACCGGACGUAUGCGUGGAUGGGUGAACUACAGUACCCCGGCGCACCAAGCGUCGUUGAUGAUGAGAGGCAGUACCGGGCACCAUUUAGACGGGCCCCACAAUACAGAUGGCCGGCACCCCAGCCACCUCAGCCGUCAGCGUUCGCGCCAUGGAGGAGGGCCCCAGCGCCCCCGAGGCCCCCAGAUUACAGACGCAGUGCAUCAUACCCAGGCAAACCAGAUGAGCCGUACCAGGAUCGAAGUGGACUAGACAAUAUGAGAUCACUAGAGCAUUAUCUAACGGAUAUUAUGAGGGCAGAUACCUCUGACCAUUUGAAAGUCAAGUCUCCUUUCUUCCCCGGGGUGGAAGAAGGUGGUGUCGCGAGCGGGGCCGGCGCUGGAUCGCCCUCUGGACCCGCAGACCAGACCCAGGAUGUGGUGUCGAGGCUCAGUGCUGCUGGUUUAUCGAUGUGUGUCAGUGCGCUCGGCUCGCCGGCGCGUUCGUCUCCAGUGUCUGCUGGAUCCGAGCACGGGGAGAGGUUCAGCCGGAAGGUGUUCGUCGGUGGACUCCCGCCUGACAUUGACGAGGAUGAAAUCACGUCGUCGUUCCGACGUUUCGGGCCGCUGGUCGUCGACUGGCCCCAUAAAGCCGAGAGCAAGAGUUAUUUUCCGCCCAAGGGAUACGCAUUUCUGCUGUUCCAAGACGAGAGUUCAGUAGCGGCACUCAUGGAGGCCUGCAUCACAGAUGACGACAAGCUAUACCUGUGCGUGUCGUCGCCAACAAUCCGGGACAAGCCGGUGCAGAUCAGGCCCUGGAGGCUGGCCGACGCUGACUUCGUACUGGACGCGAGCAUGCCUUUGGAUCCGAGGAAGACUGUGUUCGUCGGUGGUGUUCCUCGUCCGCUGAAGGCUGUGGAGCUCGCUAUGAUCAUGGACCGGCUGUACGGCGGCGUCUGCUACGCCGGCAUCGAUACAGAUCCUGAGCUGAAGUAUCCAAAGGGAGCCGGUCGUGUAGCGUUCUCCAAUCAGCAGUCGUACAUAGCGGCCAUCUCUGCUCGCUUCGUUCAGCUGCAGCACGGGGACAUUGACAAGCGAGUCGAGGUGAAGCCGUACGUGCUGGACGACCAGAUGUGCGACGAGUGCGCGGGUGCGCGGUGCGGCUCCAAGUUCGCGCCCUUCUUCUGCGCCAACGUCACCUGUCUGCAGUACUACUGCGAGCACUGCUGGGCCACCAUACACUCCAGGCCGGGCCGUGAGUUCCACAAGCCUCUGGUUAAGGAGGGAGCUGACCGCCCGCGGGCCGUGCCCUUCCGCUGGUGUUAGCUCGCGAGAUAGAGGGGAGGUGGGUGGCGGGAGUAUGGGUAGUGCCGGGGGAGGGUGAAGAAUGAUCUGAAAUGAUUUAAAGGAAGAUUGGGGGGGGAGCAAGAAAAUGUUGAAAGGAUUGAGAAGUGGCUCCAAGAUGUUUUUCGAUAUUGAUGUGAAGAAUUAAGCAAUAUUGGGAAUUAAAUAGGAAUUAGUUUGAAUUGAAUAGAAAUAGUGGGUAGUGUUUGUUGGUGAGUAGGAAAUGAUACAUCACAGCUUAUGUUGGGGGACGGGAGUGGCGACGACGUCGAAUGGACUGGUUGCGAAGAUAUUUGGAAUGGAUACCCCCUGGCACGGAACACGAAACUUAAUAGAAAAAUUAGACCAUCUCCCCUAAAAGUUGAAUUGAAUUUUUGAGGAAAAUUCGAUUCGAAUCUAGCAACACUGGCUUUGGAUGCGAGAAGUAGAAAAAAUGUUAGCGUUCUCGUCGAGACACUUAGAAUACAAUACUUGGUGCGUUUAUAUUCACGAUGCGACAUUUUGUGACAUUUUUGUUUUUUAAUCGGUAUUUUGACAGUUCACUUUCUAGAAUAAUAAAAAUAAAAAUCCACGGCUUUUAGUACCUGCGUGAAAAUGUCGCGAAAUGUCGGCGUCGCUGUAUCGCCUCCGGAUAUGACGUAAAAAUAUCGAUUGUUGGAAAUUUAAUAAAAAAAAUUAAUAAUAAUAAUAAAAGGCAACAUUAUCCAAUUAAUGUUAAGCGAAAUAUAUAGAAUUCAAGUACAAUUUGCUUGUUGGAUUUCUUGUUGGACGCGUUGAAAUUUGUAACUGUGUUGCCAGUUUUCUAAAACACUACCAUAAUGGUAGGUUUCGUGUGAUGAGAAAUUUAAUAAGAACUUCGAUGUAAGUAAAAUGUGUAUUCAAAAAAACUUAGCUAGUUGUCAGUUUGUCGUUUGUGGAUAAGCUCUGUAACGUCUUAGUGGCGCAUCUCGACAAAAUUGUCGCGGUACUGUCGCGGGGUUUUGUCGCGGGUGCGGACGCUCAUUUAUCGUAAGAUAUUAAUGUAAGACUUAAGUGGAUUCACAUUUUUUCGAAAAAAAAAAAACAUAAUUGUACCUGUGUAGCUAGAGUGAAUUUCCCGUUUUCCCCCCUUUUUUGUUUAUUUUUAUUAUUAUUUAACUUGGAUAUUGUUGCGAUAUAUAGAAUAUUCGAUUCAUUUAUCACGUCGUUUAUUAUUGAGUCAUCGAUCGUUCGAUUAUUGAUUUUGUUUUCGAACGAUUAUGUAACAAUCGUUGGGUAUCGAUUAUUGAAUCGUUCGAAUCGUGUUAAGCGAGUUUGGAGAGGAUUUUAUUGUAGCUUUGUUGCAGAUUUAUUUCCACUAUAUAUAUUUGAAGAUGGUUUUGUUCCUGAACCAGUGACGACUUUCCCGGGAGGCGGUAUAGACUGGGUUUUUUAGUACAAAGUUAAAAAAAAAAAUACGUUACCAAUCUUGGCUGUAGGCUCCUCGCGAGUUGAUUCUUAUAUUUUUUUAGUAUUAAAAAUAUAAUAUAUAUAUUUUUUGGAUCCGCCGGGGUAGUGCAAUAGUUGUUAGAGUAGUUACCUAUAAGAUAAUAUAUAUAACCAAAAGUCUAGUGUAAAUAAUUGUUCCAAUUAAUGAAAUAACAUCAAUUUGUCGUCUCGAUUAGUAUCGUCUAGUGACGGUGUUUGCGUAACGCGUUUCUAGCGAAAGUAUUGUGGGUGUGUACCGAACCCAAUUGUGUCAAAGUUUGAUCGAUUUUGGAAUUGGUGAGGCUAUGUAAAAUUCGACGCUGAGUCAUUCGAUAUUUGGCGAGACAUGAGCGAUGAAGCUUGGGUAUGUACUUAAUUUCCUUCGGAUACAGACGUCGUAUCCCGACCGACCACGGACUCUGAGACUGUAGUUAAAAGACUAGCGCGAAUUUUUUGAUGAGUUUAUUCAUGAUUUUUGUAGACGUUUUUUCGUGUCGUGUAUUUUUCGGUAGAUGUUGAGGCGAAGUGCCUUCGUGCGGCGCAUGGUUGAACGUACCCCUCCCGUGCUUGAUUUGAUAGCUUAAUUAUAAUUGCGAUCGUAUUAUCGAUCGUAUUUAUAUAUUUCCGACCGAUCUUUGACUCGGUUUGUUUUUGAUUCGUUAUCGUUUUGGUAUCGUGUGCGUUUUCAAUGUCCCCGGUUAAUCGAAGUAUAUUUUUUAAACCGCUUAGCCGUUCGCCUGUUACAACGGACGGUCUAAACUUUGUAAUUAAGUAGACAAAUUGUAAUUAAUAGAGCAUUCUAGUGGAAAUUAUUUGCCAUAGACAAGCGUCGCGACACUACUGGUUCCCGUGUAUAUUAUUAUUAUGACAUUGAGCUAUAUAACACUAUUAUGUAGAGUAAUUAUAAUAUAUAUAUUUUUUUCUUAAGAUGAUAUAUAUAUAUUUGAAAAGUGAGUUCUGGUGAGUGUCGCGAUGCAUUUUCAGAGUUUAAAAAUGCACACACGUGCGAAAGCUCUUAGUGUAAUGAUAAAUAAAUAAAAAUAGUUUCAGAAUAGCGUAUCGCGGUUUCCUCUUUAAUAUAUACUUAGAAGAAUUAGGUGAUUUUUGAUACACGCUAUGUACGCCCCGAGAUGUUUCUUCUCACUAUCUCUAUCUAUCUAUCUCUCUCUCUCUCUCUCACGGCACUCAAUAUCUGCUAUCCCUCUCAUGCUUAUAUACUUACAGUUUAGCCGUUCCGGUUGCAUUUUGUCAGUUUUCCGUUUCCUUUGUUUCGUGACAACACUUUCGUUUCGGUUCGCCGUUGGCUCGAUGUGUGUGCAUUUUCGAUUGUUAGGUUGAUUCCUUUUGUAUGAGAUUGCUCAAUAUUUUUUAAUGAAAAGUAUAAAGUUGUUUAAACGUACCCCCUAGCCCUCCUUAGUGAAGAUUGGUACGGAAGCGUGGUUGUUGUGUGGUCGCACUGUCCCAUUUUGUAUUUUUGUAUUUUUAUAAAAAACGACUUAAUGUGAAAUUCGAAAGUGUUUUUUACUUUACGCGCAACGUAGAUAGUUAACCAGGUGGCCUGUGUGACCUCUGAGGGUGUGGUACCUCAACGAAGGCGCCGGUGGGUUGUGCCUGGUUGCUAAAAUAAUUGGUGUUAGAAAAAUAAACCCAUUGGUUUUGUGUUGUCUGGGAUAUGUGGUCUGUUGCGAAUGGUUGUUUUUUGCACUGUACCUAAAAGCUUGUCGAAAAUGGCGCUGUCGCCAUUGUCUUAGGGCUUUCUACGUUGUGAUGCCGGCGAGAUUUAAAGCAGAGCUUGCACUAUGUGGCCGAUAUUAUGCGUUUAUAUUAACUGAUCGCUAGAAAGAGUCGUGGCGUCUGAACGUAGCUUAGAUCGCGUGUAGAGAAGGUUUUAGAAGGAUUUGACAGUUGGAAGAAGUUUCGAUUUCUACCAAACUUUUCGAUUGAACUUAUUGUUGAUGGUUUUUGCUUGAAUAUGAUUUUAUUUUGUUUGCGGAUCGACCCGCGCUCGUUUUGAUUGUCGUUUAAUUUGUACACUUGGAUUUGCUUAGUUUUAGUUUGGAGUAUAUGUAGUUUGAUGCCGCGGGUCGUUUUGAGUUUUAAAAGAGUUUUCAGUUCGUUAGUUUGUAGGUUGUUUAACUUGAUUUCUUGUUUAUGGUCGAUUGGGCCGUUUGUUCUUGUUGUAUGUUGUCUGUUUUUCUAUUGAUAGUAGCUAUUUCAAUGCUAAUUUUUCCGUUUUUUAGAUAGUAAUUUUAUUGCAUAUCACAUGAGGUUCGCCGUACGGGGGGCAUCGAGGUGUUUUGUCUUACAUUUUUGACACUAUUUUGAGAUCUUAGCUAACUUUGUAUAAUUGUUGUUGUUGACAAAUCGACGUUUCGUCCCCCUCGUCUCGCUCCGUGUGAUGUAUCCGAGCAGCGGCUCCGGCGUACUCGUGUACACGGCGGGCGCGGUCGACAAUGUCCCUUGAUGAUAAAUGAUGUUUUAUGCCGUCGGUACCGGACCGAGGUUAGUAAAUUUUUUUGUCAACGUACGCCCGAAGACGUACCUUGUAAAUUUCGUCGUAAUAUUAGAUAUUUUAGUGAAAUUAUAAAACAAUAUCGUGUGAUAGAUGAAUUACAGUAGAGCAAUUCAUUAUUAACUUAUCUAGUUGAUUAAUAUUAUAAUGACAGAUUUAGUACCUACUCCCUUCGCGUUACAGGUGGGUAUCGCUUGGACGAUACAUCCCGCACUGUCGUGUCGUUUGCGUCUCGAUGUAUUUUUUGUAUUUAGUCACGGUUUUUAUCAAGAUGUUCAUUACAGGCCGGGAUGGUGCAUAAAAUGAUAUUUUUUUAAUAAAUUUUUAUAAAUAAACCGACUCCUUAAAACGUGAAUCAUAGAUAAAUUUUAUGCUAAUUUUCAGCCUAAUUUUAUAUUCAUAAAUAUAUUAAAUUUUAGUGAAAUGUUUGCAGUGAUGCCACGGUUUUACACGACUCGUUUCAACAAUUAAUUCUUCACUUCAAUGGAGAAUGUGAUUCAAACUAGUUAAUGUUAAGUUGUACCCAGACCUACGCCCAUCCAGUGAGUUGUCUUAAAGCACCCACUUGGGCUGUAUCGCCUGUGUGUAGCCGACAUUAUUAAAUGAGUAAUCUGAUAGUCGGUACAGCGUAUUGUGUAACAUCGAGGUGUUACUGUAGUUAGGUUUCAAAGUGCUUUGUAUCGGGAGUCGGCUCACUAUAAUUUCAAAUUAGACUUAUAUAUUUUUAUAGACCGUUAUUUCUAUUGUUAUAUACCUACAAUCAAUUUUGUUGAUGAUGUCACGCUGUGAGUGGCUUUUCGUCUCCAUUAGUGAAAAUGAACUAGUUUCCUCGAAGAAAAUUUUAUGACGUUACGCCACGGUCGGACUGCCGUUGUGUUCGGAGAUGCGACCGUAGCGUAAUGUAAAUCAUCUCGUGUGUUGCACGAAAAGUCACAGUUGAAGCUUAGAUAAAUAAUUUUAAAAUGUAUCAGUCUAGGUGAUAAAUUGUUUUGCUACGAUUAAUGAAUUUUGUUCCACAAGUCUCGGUCCUCUCACUUUGCAGCUAUUAACUAUUUUUCGAAGCUUAGUUUAGAAUACGAAGUGAAAGGGCCGAACGAUUUCCUGUUAUCAUUCUCCACGUAUUUGUAUGACUUUUUUUUGUCUUUGAUAUUUUUGACGCGAGAUAAUUUGAGCUUUUUGUAAAUGAACGACCCGUUUGUUUGACAUGCGAUUUGAUUUUAGACUAUUGUGAAAAUAUUAAAAUGAAUUUGAAACUUUCUUCCUGAGUUUUCAUCUUGUAGUUUGCUUUGUGGGAUAGUGCAAUCGACUGUUACUUUACACGCGUCACGUGACUCGUUUGUGACACUUUAGUUAUUGGCUAAAUGUUAACUAAAUUCCAAUGCUAAGCUAUGUUCAGACUUUUGAGAAAUUGAAUAGAUUCAAUGAAACUUUAUUAGGCGCGAUCCGAGUAUUUUCAAAUGGAAUUAAAGUGCAACGGUUACUGAUGCAAAUUAACUGUUGCUUCCGAGCUAUGAAAUAUUAUUGAACGUUGCUUUAUGGCGUGAUUAGUUAAACAAUGCUAUCUUUGUCUAUCGAAUUACAAAUCGUUACUGACAGAGAGAGAUGAGUUCUAAACACCCGAUAAACGAUAACGGGACCGUUGUAAAUUGUUUUCGCUGGAAUUUAGUCAAAAUUUAGUUGAUCAUUAAAUUAAUUUGUUAAUUGUCCAUGAGCAUUGUGUUGUCACUGAUAUUUUAAGUACAUCCAAUUGCUUUGUGUUUUUUUUUCUUUGACCAAAGAAGAUUUUACCAAAAAGACAGCAGGGUCGGUCCCUGCAAUUCCUAUUUCCGGUGAAAAUGGCUUUUAGAAGUAGAUCAAUUUUCCCGCUUGUUUGGAUGUAUUUUUGACGUUUACCUAUUUAUUUCUUUUUUACUAUAUUUUUUUUGUAUAAUUUUUAUAAAACCGAUGAAUUGUCGCAUAGUAUAGUGUUGUUAUUUAGCCUUAAUAUUUUUUUCAGUAUUUCAUAGUUUUAAUAAAGUAUUUUUAAAACGCUACUAGUAUAAGCUUUUGCCGAUAAAAUUGCACAUUGGCUGUUAAAUGGUGCGUUUCUACUGAAAUUGUUGGUGAUUUUUGUGUUUGCAACAUUUAUUAACAAUUAUUGUUACACUGUAACAAUUUUUCUGGUAAUUCUAGAAUCUGUUGUUACAAGCGUUGGUAACACAGAAGUUGUCAAUGUUUCGCAUGUGGGGACGCAGCUUAAGGAACAUAUGUAUUGUAAUAUAAUAGUGAAAAUUGUAAAAAUAACGAGUUUUUUGUCAAUAAAUUUAAAGAAACGUAGAUUUUGAAUUUCUAUUGGAGCUUUACUUGAAAUUUAUUGUAUAAUUUGAAAAUUUCUAUGUAAAGUGAGAAUGCAAUACCGUUUUUUAUAUAUUUAUAUUUAUGUGGAAUCUUAAAUGAUCGCAGUAGCACUGUAGUUUGUUUUUUUUUUCUUAAGAGUGUAUUUUUUUUAUUUUAUUUUUUCGUUGUUGUUUGAUUAAAUAGUAUUUUAGAUGUAUGAUUGGCUGGAUGGAGAGACUUUGAGUGAUAUGCCUUGUGCUGACAUUUUGUUUUUUUUUUUAAUAUCCAUGAUACUACACUUUAGAGCCAAUUUGUCAUUUAUUGAUUUAAACUAAAUUCACGAAUAUUGCAUGUAAUGACAGCUAGCAGUAAGUAAAAAAAUUACGAAUAUACUAAUAAUUCAAUUCCAUAAUAAUAUCAAAUUUAUCUUCGUGUUAUUUAAAUGUAAGAUUUGUCAACUCAGGGCGACUUGAUCAAUUUAUCUCCAUCGAGCCGUAGGUAUUAUUUAAAACUGAAACACUUGGAUUUUUAUAUGAAUUUUAUUAUUAUAAUAUGGUAUUUUACUAAAUAUUAGUCCAAUAUUAAAUCUUUA
Messenger RNA from Vanessa tameamea, 8270 nucleotides. RefSeq names its product orb2 (gene orb2). Gene Ontology annotation, cellular component: neuron projection; synapse; nucleus. The coding region runs from base 16 to 1386 and encodes 456 amino acids. The transcript is spliced from 10 exons. The record is from RefSeq and is a predicted model, not a curated record. Gene Ontology annotation, biological process: negative regulation of cytoplasmic translation. Gene Ontology annotation, molecular function: mRNA regulatory element binding translation repressor activity; mRNA 3'-UTR binding; ribosome binding. Lineage: Eukaryota; Metazoa; Arthropoda; Insecta; Lepidoptera; Nymphalidae.